AAUAUCAGACAAUGAAACUUAUAUAGUAUUGAAUUUGUAAUUCAUACAAAUUAGUGUCAAUAUGUUUAAAUUUCAAUCGAUUUCUUUUUUGAAACUUAAAAUUGAUAGGUUUUAUUGGAUUUCAAAAGACAAUUAAUAAUAAUUUACAUAUAAUUUUUUCCUUCUGGAAUAUAAACACUAGUAUGUAUUUUGUUUUUACUUUCAAAAUAUUAUAGUUUGAAGUUUACACAUGGAUCUGCAUAAAAUAAGCUCGUUCCAUGUGCUAAUGUAAUUGCGAAUAAUGGGAAAUUGUUUGGGUUACCCGCCCUAUAUAGAAUCACAACGCCGAGAAAAGGUUUUAGCAAGACAGACUCGCUCCGCGAACAAUUUACAGGGUUCACGGACUGUUGUGCUGCCAUAUAACAGCUUCAGCAUGAACACACGGACGCCAUCAGAGGAGACUGAGGUAAAAAGAUUUCCGGACACAUCAUUUUCGCAAAACACGUCACAAGUUGAAAUUGAAACCAUAAAACUCAGCAGUAACAAUACUUCCAGGGCCUCGAGCUUCAAAAGUGCAAACAGGUAUAUAAAAAGGUACAGAAAUGAAGAAGAAAAGUUAAUUGACAUGCUUCAAGAACGCGAGCGACUUGUAAGAGCAGCCAUUACACAAGGACAAGAACUUAGAGCAAAGUGUAACAGAUACAAAGAAGAACUGGACAAUCUAAAAGCAUUAAGUGACGUAGACAUGACGGACGUUGAAUGGAAGAAGAUGUACAAUGAGCUUGAUAAAAGGAAUCGAGAUCUAAAGGAGGAACUUGACAUUUUAACUGCGAGAAAUAAAAAUGGCAGAGACCAUUUAAAUCAUCAAAAUGAAGUUAUACAACAACUGAAUGCAGAACUACAGAAAGAAAGAAUUGAAAAACAGCGAUUGCUUUCAAGCAGUUUGACCAGUUUGAAGAGUAUCGGGGUGAAAGACAAGAAGGGGAAGCUAAUGAUAACACAACUAGAAGUAGACAACAAAUUACUGCAAGAAAGACUAAAUGAUGUAACAGUGCGAAAUCAAAGAGGGAGGGAAUACCUGUCGAAGCUGGAGGCUGAAAAACGUGAUCAAGAUGCGAUGCUUGCUAAACUGAAGUCCCAACUACUUAUGGAGAAAGCGGAGAAGGAUCAACUCAAAACUCGUGUUGAAAUCAUGUCAUCCACACAAAACUUAUCUGCUGUAGAAACUGAACCAUCAGGUGUAUAUGCACAAGUCCAGAAGAAGAAAAUUACAGCUGAAGAACAAAACGAUAAGCGUACGCAUGACGGAACGCAUUCAGAUAACUAUGAAACCGUUGUUCAUCACCAUGAAAACAUCGAAACUAAGUCUACUGGAUUCGAUAUAGAUCAGCAAGAUCCAAGAAACGACAGUCCAAGUGAACAUGUACAAAGUCAAGUUUAUGAAGAAGUUGGUUUUGGAGAGAACAACGGUGAUAAAGAACCUCGCAUAACUACUUAUGUUAUGAACAGUAGUCAGUCUACAAAUACAGAAAGUAUGACAUCAACACCAAGAAUAGUCGAAGAUAUUAUUACGCAUGACCCUGAACCGAUCUGGGAUUAUGUUCCGGCUUCUGCAGAGGUCGAUGCUGAAAAUGUGACAACUAGAUUUUAAAAGGCUUUCGUAAUACUCAUAGGUAGCUAAAUAUGACGCAGUUGCGUUUGACUUGGUUUGUACAUAUGAUAGAGUUUUCCGGAAGGGAAAUUGUAUAGUAUAUAUUGAUUGUUUGCUUGGUAAGUUUCCCGACGAUGCAAGUUUUCUUGAUAGGAGCUUGUUAAAUCUGCAUAGACCUGUUUCUGCAAAGGAGAGAAGACACGUUGAAAGUGAUUUAUAGGUCCGGGUUUUAAUAAGUUUAUAUGAAAUAUACCAUAUAGAAAAUAUUCAAAUUAUUGUUAACUAUGUUUAUUUUGGACUAUGUUUUCAUAAUGAAUAUAUAUCUAUAUGCUUAUUAAUCAGAACGGUGCUGGUAAAGUUUGAAAAAUGUAACAAUAUUUUGUUGUUCGAUGAUAACCUGAAGUGUUGCAAAGCUGCUAGAUCCCAAUUACGUUUUUCAGACGAAAACUAUCUAAAACACAACCUAAAUAGCGGGUCCAGAAAGUGGAAGUUUUUCAGAUAUUCUCAUUCAAACUUAAAAUAAUAUAAUUAUAUAUGAAGAUCCUUUGAAAAGAAUUGAACACAAAUAUGACCAAUCAAAUUAAUAGCAGAUUCGAUGUGACCGAGUCUGUUCACGAGGUGUAAUGAAAUAUGCAGCACACUCGGUCACUCUAAGUCUAAAAACGGGUAAACAUUUUAGCUGAGAAAUGUAUCAAAAUGUAUAAUAAGAUGAUUGAGUUUGUCCAUUAGCGGUUAUUAAAUGUGCAACAUCC
Molecule: messenger RNA, 2382 nt
Organism: Mercenaria mercenaria
Lineage: Eukaryota; Metazoa; Mollusca; Bivalvia; Venerida; Veneridae
Product: mitotic spindle assembly checkpoint protein MAD1-like
Exons: 8
Coding region: 281-1630 (449 amino acids)
Source: RefSeq, a predicted model, not a curated record